UUUCCUGUCGUUUGUAUUUCAUUCCGAAAUAAUAUCAAAAGUCAGUGUUCGUUCGUCUAAAGCUGAAUAUUGUGAUUGUAAAAUUGUAAAAUGGAUAGUUUUGAAGAUUAUUACAGCCGGAUUUGUACACUAUGCGACGGAGUUUUGGAUUGGAAGGAGAUGUGGCCAAACCACGAGCUGACCAGCUCUCUUUUUGCUAUGCCUGUCGAUGAGGCAAGAAAUAAACUCCGUGAGGCCCAGGCCAUUGCAAAAAGUGCCGAUCGCACAACCAUCACAUUGGACGAUUUAAAGAUUGUGACAAAUACACAGGUUUCGAUGAAUACGCGUAAUCGAAGCAAGCGCUCCAUCGAGCCAACACCACCACCAAACACUCGUCGCCUUCGAUCCCGCUUGUCUUCAGUCAAUUAUUGUGAGGACUAAACACGAAGAUCCCCAAGAGUAGUCCAAUAGCCAAGCCAUUGGAAGCAAUAAAAUAUGGAUGGAAAAACCAAUAUUUU
This is a messenger RNA of Drosophila obscura, 497 nucleotides long. RefSeq lists its product as uncharacterized. Lineage: Eukaryota; Metazoa; Arthropoda; Insecta; Diptera; Drosophilidae. The transcript is spliced from 2 exons. Bases 91 to 420 code for a protein of 109 amino acids. The record is from RefSeq and is a predicted model, not a curated record.